AUGAAACAUCACGGCGUUGAUCCUGGUCUGUACACUUCCAACAUUUUGAUCAACGCAUUUCGCCAUUUGGAGAAAAUCGAGUACGGGUUUUGCGUUCUGAGUGAUGUCAUGAAGAGAGGCUUGGAGCAUGACUUGGUGACGGUUGAUAGUUUGGUGUGUGGUUUGUGUUCUCAAGGGAGAGUAAUAGAUGCAGUUAAGGUGUUCGAUGAAAUGUCCGAAAGAGGGGUUAAGAGUGAUGCGACUCUCUAUGGGACUAUCAUCGGCAAGCUUUGCGGGGCUGGCGAAACGGGCAUGGCUGUGGAUUUGCAUAGAAGGAUGAUGGCUACUGGCUGCGAGGGGAACGCCGUCACUUACGGGUUUAUAAUCAGCUCCUUUGUUAAGAACAAGUCGAUCGAUGAAGCAAUGGCGGUGUUUGGAGAAAUGAAGGUGAAUGGAGUUUCCCCCAACGUUUUGUCUUUUGGAAUGAUUAUCCAUGGUUUGAGUAGCUCGGGGAGGUUGAAGGAGGCGCGUGGAUGUUUCGAUGAGAUGAUUGCUCAAGGGAUCUCUCCCGAUCUCGUUGUUUAUAACUCUCUCAUCUAUGGAUUGUGCCAAGAAAGAAUGUGGGACCAUGUUGCAGAGAUGAUCAAUGAAAUGGUGAGCAGAGGGAUACCACCGGAUGUUUGCACUUACAACACUUUGAUAAGUCGUCUCUGCAAAGACAAUAAGCUGAGUGAAGCGAUUGAUGUGUACGGCUCAAUGAUUGAUAAAGGUCCGGAGCCUAACUUACAGACGUAUAACUCGCUGUUGGAUGGUUUAUUCACAGGGUGUAGGCUUAUAGACGCAACUAAACUGUUCGAGACGAUGAGGCAUGAGGAGAUUGAGCUUAAUGUAGUUACUUACAACAUAAUGAUCAGUGGGUAUUGCAAGUAUGGGAAACUUGAGGAAGCCUUCGAGCUUAUAAGGGAAAUGAACUGUAAAGGAUUGAAGGCAGAUAGCUAUACAUGUAUGUCACUGAUUCGCUUUGUUAACAAAGCUGGAGACACAGAAGUUGCCAAAGAAGUGAUCGAUGUGAUAUGCAAGUCUGAUUGCUCUCUAAACCUACAUCAUUACACUGCUCUAAUUGAUGGUCUGAUUAAAAGAGAAAAAAUAGAUGAAGCAAAAAGACUAUUCGAUCAAAUCUUGCCAGAUGUUGUAGCGUAA
Molecule: messenger RNA, 1179 nt
Organism: Brassica oleracea var. oleracea
Lineage: Eukaryota; Viridiplantae; Streptophyta; Magnoliopsida; Brassicales; Brassicaceae
Product: pentatricopeptide repeat-containing protein At1g62670, mitochondrial-like
Exons: 1
Coding region: 1-1179 (392 amino acids)
Molecular function (GO): protein binding
Source: RefSeq, a predicted model, not a curated record